Chaetura pelagica (chimney swift) is the source of this 696-nucleotide messenger RNA. RefSeq names its product potassium voltage-gated channel, subfamily G, member 3 (gene KCNG3). The transcript is spliced from 3 exons. Bases 1 to 696 code for a protein of 231 amino acids. NCBI's taxonomy places the organism in Eukaryota, Metazoa, Chordata, Aves, Apodiformes, Apodidae. Gene Ontology annotation, molecular function: delayed rectifier potassium channel activity. Gene Ontology annotation, cellular component: membrane; voltage-gated potassium channel complex. Gene Ontology annotation, biological process: potassium ion transmembrane transport. The record is from RefSeq and is a predicted model, not a curated record.
AUGAGUGACAAGUCAGGAAAAAUGAAAAAUUUUUCACUGGUGGCUAAGAAGAUAAUUGAAGCUAUCUGCAUAGGCUGGUUUACUGCAGAGUGCAUUGUGAGGUUCAUCGUCUCCAAAAACAAGUGUGAGUUUGUCAGAAGACCACUCAACAUCAUUGAUUUACUGGCAAUUACUCCUUACUACAUCUCUGUUCUAAUGACAGUUUUCACAGGGGAAAAUCCGCAGCUUCAGAGGGCUGGAGUCACCUUGAGGGUCUUAAGAAUGAUGAGGAUUUUUUGGGUGAUUAAACUGGCUCGUCAUUUCAUUGGCCUUCAAACACUUGGUCUGACUCUGAAGCGUUGUUACAGAGAGAUGGUGAUGCUACUUGUCUUUAUCUGUGUUGCUAUGGCAAUUUUCAGUGCACUUUCCCAGCUUCUUGAAAACGGGCUGGACUUGGGAACAAAGAAUAAGGAUUAUGCCAGCAUUCCUGCUGCUUGUUGGUGGGUGAUCAUCUCAAUGACCACGGUUGGUUAUGGUGACAUGUGUCCCAUCACUGUACCAGGAAGAAUUCUUGGAGGAAUUUGUGUGGUUAGUGGCAUUGUUUUACUAGCCUUGCCAAUCACUUUCAUUUAUCACAGCUUUGUGCAGUGUUACCAUGAGCUCAAGUUCCGAUCCGCUAGGUACAGUAGAAGCCUCUCUGCUGAAUUCUUAAAUUGA